AUGUAUGACAGAAAUGUUCUCGGACUCAAAGUGCGAUCUAUUGACAAGAACGUUACUUUAGACCUUCCAUCUACUCUCGAAUGCGAGGAUAUACCUAACGAUUUAUCUGAAAUCCCAACACCGGAGAUUGCAGAAUCCUAUCAUCAUCUUAGUGGUAUCACAUCUAAGAUUCCUGAGUUUGAUCCAGACUCAAAAGUUCACUUACUGAUUGGCAGAGAUCUACUGGAAGCCCAUCAUGUUGAAGAGCAAAUCCUUGGACCCCGAGGAGCACCGUUUGCACAGAAACUAAUACUUGGUUGGGCAAUUAUUGGCGAAGUCUGUCUUGGGAGGAUUCAUCAGAGAACGUCCCUUAACGUGAAGAAAGUCUCAGUUUUGAAUGACGGUAGAGUGACAUGCAAUGAACCUUGUCCGAAUCAUUUGCAUAUCAAAGAACAGAUUUCAACUUCUAACAGUUUAGUUUGUGCUCGUGACUUUCAGGGUGAUAAUGUAUUCACAAAGACGCCUGACGAUGACCAAGUUGGUUUAUCAGUUGAGGAUCGUUUGUUCCUAAAGCUUAUGGACAAAACUUUCAAGAAGGACGAGGAAGGUUAUUGGACAGCCCCUCUGCCCUUUAGACAACUUCCUGAAUACUUACCCAACAACAAACCACAAGCAUUUCACCGAGCCCAAAUACUGCAUACAAACUUGCAAAGAGAUCAUGUUAAGAAAGAACAGUUUGUGACAUUCAUGCGUAAAGUACUGGACAGUGGAGCAGCAGAAGUGGCUCCUUCGUCUUCAAAUGCAGUUUGUAUCUCACUCAACAGCCUUCUUAUGUCUGGUCCAGACAUGGUUAACAGCCUAUUAGGAAUCCUACUUCGCUUCAGGAAGGAUGAAAUGGCAAUUACUGCGGACAUUGAACAAAUGUUCUACCGUUUUCGGGUGGAUGAGGACCAUCGGGACUUCCUACGUUUUUAUUGGUAUAGAGAGAAUGAUCCUGACGACAUCCUUGUUGAAUACAGAAUGCGUGUACACGUAUUUGGCAAUAGUCCAUCACCUGCCAUAGCAACUUACGGAAUCCGCAAGACAGUAGAGAAUGCUGAUGAAGAUGUGAAGGACUUUGUGAAUCGUAACUUUUAUGUUGACGACGGACUCAUUUCCUUGCCUGAUGAAGCCAGCGCUAUCGACCUCAUGAAACGCACCCAGUCCGUCAUGAAGUCAGAAGGUAGAUUAAGACUACACAAAGUUACCUCUAAUAAACUGGCAGUGAUGGAAGCAUUUGAUCCAAGUGACCAUGGUGAACAACUCAAGGAGUUUGACGACGACGAUUUGGUCCAUAGAAGCCUUGGUCUCUGUUGGAACCUAAAAGAUGACACAUUUAGAUUUACAGUGCCAGUGAAGGAAAAGCCAUUCACUCGACGUGGUCUAUUGUCAACGGUGAAUAGUUUAUUUGACCCCAUAGGAUUUAUAACACCCAUUACUAUAAGUGGAAAGAUCCUCCUUCGAGAAGCAACACCCCCUGGUAUAGACUGGGAUGAACCCUUACCCUCCAGUUACCUUCAGAAGUGGACAGAGUGGCAGUCUUCACUUCAGAGCUUAAAAGAAGUCGCCAUACCACGGAUGUUAUCGCACAUGUCUGUGAGCCUAGCCAAGACUGCUGAAGUUCAAAUAUUUUGCGACGUAUCUGAAAAAGCUAUUGGAGCAUCAGCAUAUAUCAAAGUGGAAGAUGACCAAGGCCGCAACAGCGUUAGGUUCUUGAUGGGCAAGGGCAAGCUAGCCCCACCUAGAGGUCACACUAUUCCACGCUUAGAGCUCUGUGGAGCUGUUCUGGCAACAGAACUUGCAGAAAUAAUAUCCAUACAGCUAGACAUCCCAUUGGACUCUAUGCAUUAUUACACAGACAGCAAAGUUGUGCUAGGAUAUAUCAGCAAUCGUACUCGUCGUUUUUAUACGUAUGUGAGUAAUAAAGUGGACCGCAUUCUGAAAAUCUCCACUGCUGAUCAAUGGAAGUAUGUUCCUACAGACAAGAAUCCUGCCGAUUCCUGCACCAGAUGUAUCACUUCAGGCAUUGAUAUCAUGCAGCUUCCUUGGAUAAUUGGCCCACAGUGGUUAAGCAAUACAAGUACAUCAGAAUGCACUGGUACCUCGGAGUAUUUUCCACUCAAUGAACCUGAUUAUGAUGCGGAAGUUAGGCCACUGAUGACAAAGAUCACCACCAACUAUCUUCCCACGGUGCCUGCUUGUCUCGGAACAAAGCGCUUUGAGCGUUUUUCUAGCUGGAGGUCUCUGGUUUCCGCAAUCGCAUCUCUUCAACGCAUAGCUCGGAAUCGACGUGAUGGAUAUCAUGACACCAAAACCAUUAGCCAGUGUGAUGUCCUCAGAAAAGCUGAGAUUCUUAUUCUGAAGGAAACUCAGCAAGAACACUUUACUACAGACAUUAAAUGCCUUGCCAAUGAUAAACCUCUGGCAAAGAACAGCAGUAUUGCGACACUUUCACCCUAUCUUGAUGAGAAUGGGCUACUUCGUGUUGGAGGCAGGAUCAAUCGAGCAGCCGGACAAAUACCUGCAAGAGAAGUCAACCCUAUCAUCCUACCUAAAGCUAGCCACAUUUCCACCUUGCUUAUUCGUCACUUUCAUGAACACACCAAGCAUCAAGGAAGACUUAUUACGGAAGGAGCUCUGCGCACAGGAGGAUAUUGGCUCAUUGGCGCCAAACGAUUGAUUUCUUCUCUCAUACACAAGUGCGUGACUUGUCGUAAACUAAGACGCAGUUUAGAAACUCAGAAAAUGGCUGAUGUUCCUACAGACAGGAUAACCCCAGGACCCCCCUUUUACAUCAGUCGGCAUUGA
Messenger RNA from Magallana angulata, 2826 nucleotides. RefSeq lists its product as uncharacterized. The record is from RefSeq and is a predicted model, not a curated record. The transcript has 2 exons. Lineage: Eukaryota; Metazoa; Mollusca; Bivalvia; Ostreida; Ostreidae. Bases 1 to 2826 code for a protein of 941 amino acids.